AUGGACCACUUCCAGAACGAGAUCUUUGUCACCACCCUCACCGUUGGCGAUGAGAAGUCUUUUCAGUCCCAUGCCAUGUCUGAGAAUAGGUUGAUUUCAAAGAACCCCGACCUUGUUGAGAAUGACCGCUUCCCCAAGACCUUUGUCACUGAGGUCUACACAAACACAGAGCGAGUUGCGCAGACGGCUCGCAAACGAGGACAUCGAGUGGGAGCCUCAAUGAGCUUGGAAUCAGGAUGGAACUUUCUCCGUCCACUGGAUCGCAAAGCUGCCAGAGCCGUCCUGAAGCGUGAAAGUCCUUUCUUUUUGGUGCUGGCAUUUCCUUGUUCCUUUUGGAGUGUGUUACUCAACCUCAACCCUCCGAAGAAUGGCGCCAAGAUGUAUGAGGAAGCGAUCACCCUCUUGCAGUUCGCCCUCCAAUUGGCCAAGGACCAGAAGAGUCGUGGUUGUCACUUUGUUUUGGAGAACCCUCAAUCCUCUAGAGCAUGGACCCUGGAAGAGAUGCAAAGAGCCUUGGAGCAACUUGAGGCCCGUUGUGUAGUCUUCCACCAAUGCCGAUUCCGCUUGAAGAACCAGGCGGGUACAUCUCCAUUUCCUGAAGCUGUACGAGCUGCCUUUGAACAGAGACGGCAGAGCGUUUCCAGUGCCGCCCCAAGUGCUAGCGGCGAGUCACAAGCUUCCAAGAGGCCUGCUGAACUGGAUGCUGAGCGCUUGCGUGAAGAAGCUCUUCAACCAGACCCUGUUGCUCCAACUCCGGCUCAACCUCCAGAUGAAGUUCCUGAUGAAGCUUCCGAAGCCCUGAGAGUGACUCAUGAAGUGAUGGAAAUGGAAGCCUAUGCCAAUGUACAUCCGCUCCGUCAGAUCCAGAUCAUGGCGGAACAGGAUCGUCUAAAUCCCUUGGAAGCCAGAGUCCGAGACCAUGGGACAUGGCGUGGCAAUUGGCCUCUCCCCUCGAGGACAGAAUUCAAACGACGGCAAAUGCUGAAGCAACUUUGGCCCCUUGGCAAUGAUGAUGCUGCUCAGGAAGUGCUUGCAGUGCUCACUGCUCGUAAGGAGCAUGUAUGGAGUCACAUGUCGGACUUUGAGAAAAAGGAGUUCCGUGAAGCAGCAGCCAAAGGAUGGUCAGUAUGGGUUGAAAAUGAAGCCAUCGAACCUCUUCCAGAUGCCGAAGCCCUCGUGCGCACCACACCUUGCAAUUGCUGGGUGCCGAACUCGGGUUUGGUUCCACCUCCACCGUAUUGUGGAAAGAAGAUUGAGCAAGCUGAAGAUUUUUCAGUGAAAGUUUCCAUGGAAGAGUACCAUAGCAAUCUUCAGCAGGUUAGCCACGAGAUCUCAGAACUGCAAGGGCAGCCUGUUGCAAAGAGGAUUCGUCUCCACAACAUCAGCGCCACCGAUGAGGUUUGGACUUGGCUGAUCAAUGGCUUUGUGCCACUUAUCGCCGGCAGCGACGAAGAGCCUGGCAUCGUGCGGCGAUUGCCCUGUUGUGGAGGAGUUACGUGA
Messenger RNA from Durusdinium trenchii, 1500 nucleotides. The record is from the annotation of a GenBank genome assembly. NCBI's taxonomy places the organism in Eukaryota, Dinophyceae, Suessiales, Symbiodiniaceae.